Molecule: messenger RNA, 521 nt
Organism: Notechis scutatus (mainland tiger snake)
Lineage: Eukaryota; Metazoa; Chordata; Lepidosauria; Squamata; Elapidae
Source: RefSeq, a predicted model, not a curated record
UUUUCUUUUUCUUUUUUGCGCGCGCGCGCAGGAGCUGCGGAGGAAUUCAAGCCGAGCCCGCUUGCUUCCUCGCAGCCCGGCUCGAUUGAGCGCCCGCGAGAGACACCCGCCUCCGGAUCUGCUUUAUUUAUUUAUUUUCCAUGCAGGUUGGAGGCGUUUUGGCAGCAGCAGCAGCAGGAGGAGGAACGGCGGCCCGCCCGCCCGAGCCGGGUCGCUUGCGUGAGGAGGAGGAGGAGGAGAAGGAGGUGGCGGGGAGCCCCGCGGUGUCGGGAGGCCAAGCGAGCGGUAACUUAAGGAGGAGCCCCCAAUGGAGGAAGAGGAGAAGAUGGUAGCCGCCGCUGGCGAGGAAUGGCAAGGUGUGGCGCAAAAGAGAAAAGCCUGGGCUAAAAGCAGGGACUCCUGGCAAGCGUCGGAGGCCGAGCGCCUAUCUCCAGAACCGGCGGAUUUGGCCGCGGAGGAGGAAGAAGAAGAGGAGGAGGAGGAGCUGUGCGGAGCCAAGUUGCCCUUGACUGCGGAAGGAG